Messenger RNA from Prunus mume (Japanese apricot), 2190 nucleotides. Its product is annotated as scarecrow-like transcription factor PAT1. Lineage: Eukaryota; Viridiplantae; Streptophyta; Magnoliopsida; Rosales; Rosaceae. The record is from RefSeq and is a predicted model, not a curated record.
CACCAAGUCACUCCCCCACUCUCAUAAAAGACUCUGGUAUACAGUGCAAUUUCAAGCUUCAAAUUCAUUCAACCAAGUGGUCUUGCUACACUAGUCAUUUUUUUGGGAAAAUUUUGAGCUUUAAGUAGUGUUGCCAUGGAUGAUUCUCUAUUGCUCAAACUGGGUUGGUGAUGUUUCUUCAAGAUUAUGUUUCUGGCAAGAGAAUUCAAGGCCUCCUAUGCUGCUCAAAUGGAGACUGAAUAACACCAAAUAGAGAGACCGGACAAAGUCAACAAUCAGACUAUUCUUCAAUGCAAACAUCAAAGCAUCACAGAAGUUCAGGCAUGUCGAACCGAUUGUGUUAUCAGCCAAUCCAAGAAGUAGAAGCCUACUGCUUGCCUCGGUUCCAAACUUUGGACCCCCAGGUGCUUUACAACAAUGAGAGCAGCCAAAGUACCGUCUUCUCAGCUCAGAAUUUUCAUAUUAAGUACUGCACUUUGGAGUCUUCCGCAGCAAAUGGCAGCUACACUGUCUAUAACUCCCCAUCAACUGUCAAUUUCUCGCCGAACGGAAGCCCGAUGUCACAGCAAGAUUCUCACUCAUAUCCACCACCUGACCAGUACCAUUCCCCUGACCAGAAUUAUAGCUCUCCAAUAAGCGGAUCCUGCAUUACCGAUGAUGCAACCGACUUCAAGUACAAGCUGAAACAGUUAGAAACUGUAAUGCUAGGUCCUGAUUCCAAUAUUCUUGACAACUAUUGCAGCACCUUUCAGAAUGGGACUAGCAAUACCCUGCCAGAAACGGAUAGCUGGGGACAGAUUAUGGAUUCAAUCUCUAAAAGGGAUUUAAAACAAGUCCUCAUAUUCUGUGCAAAAGCAGUAGCAGAUAAUGAUCUUUUACUGGCACAAUGGAUGAUGGAUGAACUACGCCAGAUGGUGUCGGUUUCUGGUGAGCCAAUUCAAAGGCUGGGAGCAUAUUUGUUGGAAGGACUAGUUGCACGGAGGGCAUCCUCAGGGAGUAACAUCUACAAAGCAUUGAGAUGCAAAGAACCAGCAAGUUCAGAACUACUCUCCUACAUGCAUAUUCUUUAUGAGGUUUGCCCCUACUUCAAAUUCGGGUACAUGUCUGCAAAUGGAGCCAUUGCAGAAGCCAUGAAGGAUGAAAAUAGCGUUCACAUAAUUGAUUUCCAAAUUGGGCAGGGGAGUCAGUGGCUCACUCUAAUCCAGGCCUUUGCAGCCAGACCUGGUGGACCACCCCACAUCCGCAUAACAGGCAUCGACGACUCCAUGUCAGCUUAUGCCCGCGGAGGAGGACUAAAUAUUGUAGGGAAGAGGCUAUCUAAGCUUGCCGAGUUGUUCAAAGUGCCAUUUGAGUUCCAUGCUGCUGCCAUGUCUGGUUGCGAGGUUCAGCUGAAGCAUCUCGGUGUUCGACCUGGGGAAGCAUUGGCUAUGAACUUUGCAUUCAUGCUGCACCACAUGCCAGAUGAGAGUGUCAGCACUCAGAAUCAUCGCGACCGGUUGUUGAGGUUGGUUAAGAGCUUGUCUCCAAAGGUAGUGACCCUUGUUGAACAAGAAUCUAACACAAACACUGCUGCAUUCUUUCCACGGUUUGUGGAAACACUAAAUUACUACACUGCUAUGUUCGAGUCAAUCGAUGUUACUCUUCCAAGGGAUCAUAAGGAAAGGAUCAAUGUAGAGCAACACUGCUUGGCUAGGGAGGUGGUUAACAUAAUCGCAUGCGAGGGCGUUGAGAGGGUGGAAAGACAUGAGCUUCUUGGGAAGUGGAGGUUGCGGUUCGCAAUGGCUGGAUUUACUCCAUACCCUUUAAGCUCCCUGGUAAAUGCCACCAUCAAGACACUGCUAGACAACUACUCUGACAAAUAUAGGCUUCAAGAGAGAGAUGGAGCUCUCUAUCUUGGCUGGAAGAACAGAGAUUUGGUUGCUUCUUGUGCCUGGAAGUGCAAACCGAGCACAAAUUAAAGCAUUUUUUCUUGGAGUGGAGGCAAGGCAGGCUUAGAAUAGAACAUGCUUUUUCUUUUUCGAUCUGUUUGUACACUUAUUAGCUGCUAACUGCUUAUGAGAAGGGUGCCAUCAACUGUGCACACUUCCAUAAAUUGAAGUUAGCCGUUUUCUGUGUCCAUUUCAUGCCAUCAGACCUUUAGGUUUGGAUGGCUGGGAGAGAGAACUGAUUUCAGGAGGCAUUGGGUUUGUA